Beta vulgaris subsp. vulgaris (sugar beet) is the source of this 869-nucleotide messenger RNA. RefSeq lists its product as hypothetical. The coding region runs from base 128 to 610 and encodes 160 amino acids. Gene Ontology annotation, molecular function: structural constituent of ribosome. Lineage: Eukaryota; Viridiplantae; Streptophyta; Magnoliopsida; Caryophyllales; Amaranthaceae. The record is from RefSeq and is a predicted model, not a curated record. The transcript is spliced from 2 exons. Gene Ontology annotation, cellular component: ribosome. Gene Ontology annotation, biological process: translation.
ACUUUCUUGUCCAACAUAACAUACCCAAUUCUACCUGUUGGACCACUUGAAAGUUGUAUUCUCCACCAUCACCACCCUAAACCGCACACAAACAAAAACCCUCCCCAACAUUCCAACAAAAUCCACCAUGUCUGCUACUACAACUUCUUCCUCCUCAAACUUCUUCUCUUUACUCCCACAAACUCACAACCCCAAAACCAAGUUCCCAUCUUCCAUAAAAACCCACCUCUCAUAUCCUCUUACAUUCCCUUCAUUUUCUCUCAAAAUCCAAACAAUCCCCAGAAAUCGAAAUGGGUUGUUUAUAACAUCAAUGGGAACUUAUAAUGUGCAGGUAAUAGUGGAAGAAAAUGAACCAGAAGAGAGGCUGCUCAAUAGGUUUAGGAGAGAAGUUUUAAGAGCUAAUAUUAUUCAAGAAUCUAAGAGAAGGAGAUGGUUUGAAAAUCCUCAUGAUAAGAAGAAACGCAAGUCUCGUGAAGCUGCUAAGAAGAAUCGUAAAAGGCCUUUUCAGCCAAGAGUUACAAAGCAGAACAAUACAGAGAUUCCGAAGAAGGAAGUUGAUGACUUUGAUAACGAUAACUGGGACCUUCCUGAAGGUGACCUUCCCUAUUGACCAAGCUGAUGCUAGCAAGUGACAUGCUGACAAUUGACAGAACUAAAUCUUUUAGUGCAUCGUGAUUAGUGGUUUUUGAAUUACAACAGUGUAAAAAGCAGUAAAUUACAAAUACUAGAACUGGAUGUGUUGUAAAAAUAGUUUGAAAGCUUUACUAUUGUUUCUUUGAUAGAAGACACUGAAUUUUGAAAGAUGUAACAGUAGAUCAGUUAUAUUUUAAUGAAUCAAGCGAUUGCAGCAACAAUUUGCUACAAGGGGA